AUGUUCCAAUCAUUGCUUUCUAAAAACUUGUUGGACGAUUUACUCUUAUUAAUUGAGAAUUUAUAUUUAAAAUGUAAAAAUAUUAAGAGAAUUUACAUGUGUGGAUGCUUUUCAAUUGAGGAAUCCAAAGAGAUGACAAUAUUCACAACUAAAUUGAUUAACCUUCACAGAAAAUACUCAAAAGAAAGUGAUAGCUGCUACAUUGAUGUUAGCCCUCAUUUUCUGCCCUCCGUCUUAUCGAAUGAGGCCACCGAAUACUUGUCAUAUAAUUUGGCUGUCAUAGAGUUGCAAAACGAAUGUCCAGAUGUUCAAGUAGUAGACUGGUAUGAUUUAUUGUUUAAUCCCAUCGAAACGGAUUUGGAAUUUCUUGAGAGAAUCAAAUCUGUCGACUCUGUAAAUAUUCCACAUGUGAACAUAAGGGGGUGGUCUCUCCUACACAGCGCAAUUUUGAAUGGCUAUUAUAGAAGCGUUCAAUAUUUGCUCAGUUUACCGCACGUAAAUGUAGACCUUUGUAGUAAUGCUAGUUUCUCCAAUGAUGAAACUUUGAAGGUGCCAUCACCAGAAGACGAAGAUGAGUCUCCAAAAAUACACAAAUCUAUUCCUUCUCUUGAAUUUAGGUUAAAAUACAAAGGUACUCCACUUUUCUUUGCAAUGUAUAGAUACGCAACUAGUGACAAAUCAACUAGCGGAAACAAAGAUCGGGAGGUUAUGGACAUGCUCUUACAUAGAGGAGCUUCAUUUAAUAUUACUGAUAAUUACAGAAGGUCAUUCUUGUUGAUAGCCAUUAGUUACAACUUUCCUCUAACAUUUAUUAACUACAUUUUGGAUAAUUGCAAUCAGAUAUUGAUGUGUGACUCAAAACUCAACAAUGUGUUGCACCAGCUAUUCUUCUCACCUGCUCUCAUCAAAGACAUAUUCAAAACUAGGAAAUUAAUGGAAACAAUAUUUUCGUUGGCUCCUUCACUAUUUUACCAAUGUAACUCAACUAACCAUUUACCAAUUCAAAUACCGUUUGUAUUUAACAACUUUAAGAACUUUUUAAGCAAAGAAUGUGGAGUCGAGCUUGUUAGUGCAAUAGGUCAUUUCAUAGAAUGUACAAAGAAGUAUGGAGGAAGUGAUAUGGCCAAUUCCUUCGUUUCAAUGGCCAUUAGUGAUUGCCUGAAAAUUAUCAACGAUGGAAAACUCUCAAAAAAGAAAACUCUUGUUGUGAUUAACAAGAUAUUUAUUGAGUUAUUAGGCAUGAAAAUCAAGGUCAAUGACAUUGAUCCUGGCGAUGUAAAUGCUAUAAGGAAUGAGUUCAUGAGACUUGAUCAGGAUAAAGGUGUGAAUAUUUUGCACAGAAUGAAGAAGGCAGACUGUGUGAAAGCCUUCUUCAAAUUCCUUCAAUUAGAAAAGCUAUCCUAUUAUUUUUAUAUUAACACUCCAGAUGCAAACGGAGACACACUAUUGCAUCACUUAAUAGCGGAAAGUGAGUCCGAAUUACAGAUUGGAAACGAGAGCGAUAGAAUUGUUGAGGAGCUGCAAGGAGAUGUUACCUAUAGAAACAAAGUGGGAGAGACGCCACUGUCACUUGCCGCAAAGAGAGGCUAUUAUUCUUGUGUACAUUUCAUGCUUUCAAAUCAACAGACAAGCCAUGAUUCUGAGAAGCAAAUUAUUGACCACAAUGAUAACAUUUUGUGUAUUUUGAGAAAUUCCAGAAAUGAAACAUCAAAAGACAAGCGUCCAUGCUACUCCAUCACCUCAUGCAUCAAGCUUAUUCAAACACAAAAUGAAAUGCUUAUUCAAAACCUGAGACAUCCUAAUGCCAAAGACUAUGACUACAUUUAUGAUGAUAUGUUGAAAGGAGACAGCUAUUCAGAUGAAACAAGCAGCAGCACUUCGAGCAGUCGAACCUCGUCACAAUUAAGUCUUAUGGACAUGAUCAAAUUAAGUAAGGAAAAAAAAGAAAGCAAAAAGCAAGCCCAAAAGGCUGCCAAAAGAAAGAAAAAGAAAGAUGCUAAACAAAAAGAUUUUGUAAUAAUUUUGUAA
Molecule: messenger RNA, 2028 nt
Organism: Naegleria fowleri
Lineage: Eukaryota; Heterolobosea; Eutetramitea; Acrasida; Naegleriidae
Exons: 1
Coding region: 1-2028 (675 amino acids)
Molecular function (GO): protein binding
Source: RefSeq, a predicted model, not a curated record